CUGGUUAUAAUUAUAAAUAAUUUUAAAUUAUCGCAACAAAUUCAUCACUUUGAGUAUCCACAUUGUACACAUUCGUGUCUGAUUAUUGUUUAAAAUUGUUUAUUGUUGCGACUGCAAUUUUUAGUCAACGGGAAUAAAAUUUGAGGUUAUGUUUGUGAUUUUUUUCAAACAUAGUGGAUCGAAUUUUCAUCAAACCUUGGUGGAGCGAAAUGUCCAAGGUAGAAUGUUCAGACAAAUUGGCUUCGUUUGAAAGUCCCAUGCUACUUUUUAACUGCGAAAAUGCCAACAUUGAAGCGUACCGUUGCAAAGACUGCGACUUUCAAACGGAGCUGACGCUGAUUUUUAAACAACACGUGGUGAAGUGCCCAGAAAAGCAAGAUCUGAAGUACGAAUUUGCCCUAAAAAAAUUUAUUUGUGAGAAAUGCAGCUUCGACACUUAUUUUAUAAUGAAGUGGCUUCAGCAUAGAGCGGUUUGUUGGGGGAAUAAAAAGCCCCGAUUGACAAAUUUGUACUUGUGUGAUUUUUGUGAGUUCAAAUCCAAGUACAAAGGUGUGGUAAAAUUCCACAAAAUUGCGAAACACGUGAACGACGAUGACAUCUUGUGGUAUUAUUGUCCAUCGUGCCCAUACAAAGCUAAACAGAAAUCCUAUUUAAAAAAUCACGUAAAUUCGCAGCACUUGGACGACGAAUAUAUCAACUGGUACAAAUGUGAUAAGUGCCCGUUCAAAUCCAAGCAAAAAUGUAACUUAAAAAGUCACAUAAACGCGCGACAUUUGAACUCAGAGGACAUGAAAUGGUACAAAUGCAAAGACUGUCCAUACAAAACCAAAAGAAAAACCAUUUUAAACGAACACGUGAUUUUGAGACACUUGGACGAACAAUACGUCACGUGGUUUGAAUGUGACAAGUGUCCAUACAGAACUAAAGUACCGUCAGCUUUGAAACGUCACACAACCAAGCAACAUUACUUAGAUGAGAAGGACAUUAAGUGGCACGAAUGCAGCCACUGUCCUUACAAAGCUAAAUCAAAAGAACUUUUAAAACGGCACCUGAAUUCGCAUCAUAUGGAGGAAAAGGACAUUAAAUGGUACGAAUGCACAAGCUGUUCAUACAAAAGCAAGUGUAAUUCGAACUUGAGAAAACACAUGCAAGCGCUGCAUUCAAAUGAACGGGAUAUUAAAUGGUAUGAAUGUAAAAAGUGUCCAUAUAAAGCUAAGAGAAACGCGUAUUUGAAAAACCAUAUAAAACAGCAUCACUUGGAUGAAAAGGAGGUUAAUUGGUACGAAUGCCAAAAGUGUUCGUACAAGAAUAAACUGAAAAUGAACUUGAAUAGCCAUGUAAAGAGAAGGCACUAA
This is a messenger RNA of Zophobas morio, 1355 nucleotides long. RefSeq names its product zinc finger X-chromosomal protein-like. Lineage: Eukaryota; Metazoa; Arthropoda; Insecta; Coleoptera; Tenebrionidae. The record is from RefSeq and is a predicted model, not a curated record. The coding region runs from base 210 to 1355 and encodes 381 amino acids. Gene Ontology annotation, biological process: regulation of transcription by RNA polymerase II. Gene Ontology annotation, molecular function: DNA-binding transcription factor activity, RNA polymerase II-specific; RNA polymerase II transcription regulatory region sequence-specific DNA binding. The transcript is spliced from 2 exons.